AGUGCUCAUCGACUCGUUGGCAGCAGUAUUGAGGAAACUAAGGACGCGAAUAAAGGAAAAUGUGAAAAAUGUCCGACGACGAAAGCUACUCUUUGGCCAUAGAAACAACACCCAUAGAUUUUGAAGAAGCUGAAAAAGAAACUAGAGCUACAUGGGAACAUGAGCAAUUAGCACAGGUGCGGAUCAAAGUGUUCAGGGGACAUUUUGGUGCUGUGAACUCAUGUCAGUAUAUCAACAAUGAUACAAAGAUAUUAUCAGGAUCUUCCGACAAGACAGUGAAGAUCUGGGACAUUGACACUGGCAUUGUAUCAAAUACCUUCAACUGUCAUUCAGACGCCGUCAGUGCUGUCAGCAUCAACGACAAUGGACGCAGGUUUGCAUCGUGCGGCUGGGAUAAGAAGAUUGGAGUAUGUGAUGUUGAAUCAGGGAAUAUGUUGUGGACAGGGAAGCAUGCUGGUAUAGUGACCAGCUGUAAGUUUUCACAUGACGGCAAAAUGGUUGUGUCUGGAUCGGACUUAGACAACACACUGAAAAUCUGGGAUGCUAAUUCUGGUGAACUCAUCUACAAUAUAGAAGAUAUACACACAAGCACCAUCACAAGCUGUAAAUUUGCUCCUCUUGAUGACAAGGUCAUCACAACCUCCAUGGACCAGUCAGCCAAGUUCUUUGAUCUUCGCUCCAACAAGGUCACCAUCACAGUGGAAGGACACAUCAAUGUGAUAUCUUCCUGUGAUGUGACGUUUGAUGAGCGUAAGUUUGCCACUGGUUCCUGGGACAAGACUGUUGGUAUCUGGGACAUCGCCACUGGAGGAUACAGAUCUAAAGGACCUUUGACCCUGUCUGGUAGUCAUGAUGGGUCAGUGAGUUCGUGUGCCUUUAGUAACGAUGGUCUGAUGUUGGCCACUGGCUCUUUUGACAAAACUGUUGUGGUGUGGGAUGUAGAAAACCAAGUUCAGAAACUGAAGUUACAGGGCCAUGAUGAUUGGGUGCUGGACGUGGCCUUCACCAAGGACAUGCAGCAUGUGAUGUCUGCAUCAAAGGACACUACUAUACGGAUCUGGAAUGUAGAGGAUUCAGACAAAAUCCCAGUCGUCAUGGAAAGGAAGAAGGCUAUAGGUCUGAAGAUCAUCAAGUGUGGCAAGUGUGGAAAGCCAUUCUCUAUGACACAGCUGGAGAGUUUCCGAGAUGUUUCUGUCUGUGUAUUCUGUCGUCUAAAGAACCGAGAAAAAACAAUGCUGGACAUCAUGAAUAUGGUGGACUCCUGAUCAUCUCUUAUCCUCAUCAGCGUCAGGCCUGUUACCAUGGUAUGUUCUAUACCGUGACAGAGUUGGGUGACUUCCUGUGCGAGAUUUGGAGUGACUUCCUGGGACAGAGUUGGGUGACUUCCUGUGACAAGAGGAGUGACUUCCUGUGACCCAGUUGGGAGACUUCAUGCGACAGGACGAGUUACUUCCUGUGACAGGACAAGUGACUUCUUGUGACAGGACGUGUUACUUCCUGUGACAGUUUCUGUCCUACUCUACAAUUGCGUUACAUCAUGAGCCACCAAGCAUGCCUGUGAUAUAUGUUGUCUGAGAAUUUCAUGUUGUUCCUGAAUUGAACCUUAUCUCCUGGCCAGAUGAAUGAAGUAUUACACCAUUCUGUAUAUACCAGCUAUGUGUAACUACAAUUAUGUAACCUGGAAUCUAAUUAGGGACGUUCUGGGCCUUAAUAACUUAAUAACUAAUGCAUGUAUUUGCAUACUGUUAACCUCAUUACUGUUUUAUGUGAAGAAAACAUUACUUCAACGUCCUGAGUGAAGAGGAUGUAUCUUAAUAGUUGUAAUUGUGACGUUGUUAAUGUAACAUAAUCCCACACACGAAGGAGUCUAUUCACCUAUCUACAUUUAAAACAAAUAAUGUACAUUUUCAGGAAGAUUUAUUGUUUCAUUGUGUUUAAUAUUGAUUAUUGUUGCUAUAAAACACAGGUUUAUACACAAUAAAGUAUUAACCUAAUCA
Messenger RNA from Pecten maximus, 1997 nucleotides. Its product is annotated as WD repeat-containing protein 88-like. The transcript has 10 exons. The record is from RefSeq and is a predicted model, not a curated record. The coding region runs from base 69 to 1265 and encodes 398 amino acids. NCBI's taxonomy places the organism in Eukaryota, Metazoa, Mollusca, Bivalvia, Pectinida, Pectinidae. Gene Ontology annotation, molecular function: protein binding.